Equus quagga is the source of this 622-nucleotide messenger RNA. Its product is annotated as zinc finger protein 14-like. The transcript has 3 exons. Gene Ontology annotation, molecular function: DNA-binding transcription factor activity, RNA polymerase II-specific; RNA polymerase II transcription regulatory region sequence-specific DNA binding. Gene Ontology annotation, cellular component: nucleus. The record is from RefSeq and is a predicted model, not a curated record. Gene Ontology annotation, biological process: regulation of transcription by RNA polymerase II. The annotation marks the transcript as partial. NCBI's taxonomy places the organism in Eukaryota, Metazoa, Chordata, Mammalia, Perissodactyla, Equidae.
GACUCAGUGGCCAUUGAGGACGUGACUGUGAACUUCACCCCAGAGGAGUUGGCUUUACUGGAUCCCUCACAGAAGAAACUCCACAGAGAUGUGAUGUGGGAAACCUUCAGGCACCUUGCCUCAGUAGGAAUAACGUGGGAAGAUUGUGAUCUUGAAGAUCAGUACAAAGACCAGGGGAGAAAAGUAAGCAAGCAUAUGGUAGGGAGCGUCUGUGAAAGUGAAGAUGGUAGUCAGUGUGGAGAAAACGUCAGCCUUCUUCCAAAUCUCAGUCUGAACCAGAAAACUACAGGAGCUAAACCAUGGGGAUGCAGUGCAUGUGGAAGAGCCUUCAUGCAUCAUUCAUCCCUUACAACGCACAUUCGAUGUCACACAGAACAUAAACCAUAUGACUAUCAAAAAUAUAGAGAGAAGCCAUAUAAAUGUAAGCAAUGUGGGAAAGCCUUCACUUAUCUCACUUUACUUCAAGCACAUGAAAGAACUCAUACUGGAGAAAAACCCUAUGAAUGUAAAAAAUGCAGUAAAGCAUUCAGUUGUUCCCGUUAUCUUUGACUUCAUGAAAGGAUUCAUACUGGAGAGAAACCUUAUGAGUGUGAAAAAUGCAGUAAAGCAUUCACUUGUUCCC